AUGAGAAUUGCUUAUGUUGAAUUUAGUACAUUUUCAUACAUAUUAGUUAACAUAGCAUUUGGGGGAAAAAAGAAAGUGGAAAAUUCGCGCGUGCGCGCGGACGCCGGAGGAUACUGCGCAGGCGCGAGUCGGGCCCCGGGCCACACAGCCGCCACCCUGGACGCCAGUGUGCUAGCCGCCAUGGACAAGGACGCGCUCAAGAAGCAGAUAGAGAACAUGAAGUACCAGGCGACCAUGGAGCGCUGGCCCCUCUCCAAGAGCAUAGCGGCGAUGCGCGAGUACGUGGAGGAGAACGAGAAGAGUGACCCCCUGAUCCACGCGCCGGACAAGAAGAACAACCCGUGGGCCGAGAAGGGCAAGUGCGUCAUCAUGUAGGGCGCGCCCUGCCGCGAGCCCUGGGACCACGACGACAGCCGCCUCCCACCCGCCGCCCCCAGCCUCCGCCCCCGACCACGACCACGACCACACCCUCCGUCUCCGGGUUCGGCAGCCUGCUACCGCCUCCCAUCUCCGGCGACUUCCUCGGGCGUGUCGUUGUCCUCGCAAACAAGUCAAAAAUGUGUUCACAUUUCACGAGACGGUCCUCGAAAUGGAGUGAGCAACAAAGGCGGACUGCUUAGAGGAAAGGGGAAUAAUGGAUACCUGCUAGUUGAAACAAUCUAUUCCGUUGAAUUUAAGGGGGUUAAUAGAUACGAGAAAUUUAUUAUUACUGCGUGGAUCUAGCCACCAACAUACAAUCAUAACGAUCAUUCUUAAAUUAUUCAAAAGCGUCUAGUAUAAGACCCGCUUCGGAAGAAAGCGGUAUUGCUUCAGAUACUUUAGUUUCAUCCAUUUCACCUACGAUCGAAUCAUCUUAUCACAGAAAUCAGCGCGAGCUAUUCAUCCAGUUUAGCACCUGUGGAAAGAAGACCAGCUCUCAUGGCAUGCGAGGGAUGCACAGUUCUCGUUUAAUCAAAGUUUCCAGCACUUUUACACGUAAGCAUACUGUUUGAUCUUAGUACUUAAACUUUAUAUACCAGAUCACUUGAGCGUAGAUAUUCGUGGUUAUACCGCGUUCACUGUAGAGUUUCACACUUAGCACUGUACCUUUAAGAACUGAUUCCAAUUAGAACUGAACUGCCAAACCGGAUGUGUGACGAAGUUAGCAACUGCUGGCUCUCGUCGAGAAUUAUAUUUUACAGCCAGUCCUAACCAGUCUCGAUCUAAUCGUAAAGAUGAUGGAAAUUAUCCAAAUAACACUAAAGAUACGGUUGCCUUACAGUGAAAUUGUCGUCUUAAGGCGAUUUCAAACCCCAUAGCGCGAACAAACACGUAGUUUUUGUAGGAUGUCUCCUACUGAACGUCAGCAGAUGUGGGAACACAGCAGUAGUCUCGGCUAAAUUGUGGGAACCUCUUUUUGAUAAAAUUCUUGUUAUAGCUUUGCAAUGCGAUUACUUUUAAGCCUUUACAAGAUUGAACUUUAGCAUUCUGUUCCAUUUGUAAAUGUUUGUUGUAUUUUCAUCAUUUGAGAUAUCAGAUUCCCAGAGCAUGAGAGUGUUUGCACUUAAAUAUCGCCACUUAAUUCCAGAUAAUUAAAUUUGUACUUCAAUUUUAAGAAAUUAAAAUAGCGUUGUAAAUGUACUUAUAAUAAAAACCAAAACAGAGUCACCAAUCCACGUCACACUUUGUGCGUUUAGUGAUAUCGAAGAUUUUCCAGUCGUUAAAGUUUCGCACGUGUAUUUACCAUUUAUUAAUGUAAGAAUAAUUUAUAUUUGAACGGUGAGCCUGCAUGAAAAGAAUAACAGAUGUUGCUGCCUGUAAGUUCUAAAAAUGUCCUUGACAGUAUUCGGAAUUCAUAAUUUACUCGUUAUCACCUUGAAAUGGCCUAAAUUUGGAAUUUUCGUAUUAAGAAGACGAUAUUUUGUAUACCGAAAUUCUCUGAAUGGAAAGGCCAGUGAGCAGAAGUCAUAACAUUGACAUUGUUGUUAAGAAACAAUGUUUUUCAGUCGUGGCAAUUGUCAUGCACGGCAGUCUGUGGGCGUAGAUCUCAGUAAUUCCAUUGCUCAGGUACUUAGAAUUUCUUCCGUAAGCAUUCAGAAAUCGAAUAUUUAAUGUUUUCUUAGUUGUUAAUGUUUAUUACAGUUUUUGAUUGCAGAAACGACGUACUCGCUUUUUCAUUUGACUAUAGGCAGAGGGAACUAGUGAAUUUAACUACUCAGAUCUAGUUACAACGCAGACCACGGACUUAUUCGACUUCUAUACCGUCAUUAACAAUGCUAGAUAGUGUUUGGUCCUAGUUAGCAAAAGUGUUCUCAAAGAAUUGUUCACUUCGCUCACUGUAGUUCUUCUAACUAAUCUAUAAUCUCCCACACUAUGAGUGGUUACUGAACUUUUCAACUCUUAUUUGUUUCAAACGUCUCUCGUAUUAAUCAUAAAAUUAUACGCAAGAGAAUAUCUCCCACAGGUUAAACAACAUCACAUGCAGUAUCUCCUCGUCUCAGAGAAGCUAUUAAGGAGUAUACAUUAAAUGUCUACUAUCAUUUGUUGUUUUCAUUGUUGUAAGAAAUAGAAUUCCCUACUGCCUCAUUACAUACUUAAAAUAUUGUGAAUGUAUUUUCAUUACGUAGUUGGUUAUUUAUUUAUUAAAUUAUUUCUGUAUUCAUAUUGUGUAACCAUCUUAUCGUGAAUUUGUACAUGUAAAUAAAGUUGUCAUUUCUUGUGACUGUAACAA
This is a messenger RNA of Schistocerca gregaria, 2710 nucleotides long. RefSeq names its product guanine nucleotide-binding protein subunit gamma-e (gene Ggamma30A). Gene Ontology annotation, biological process: phospholipase C-activating G protein-coupled receptor signaling pathway; sensory perception of taste. The coding region runs from base 1 to 375 and encodes 124 amino acids. The record is from RefSeq and is a predicted model, not a curated record. Gene Ontology annotation, molecular function: G-protein beta-subunit binding. The transcript is spliced from 3 exons. Lineage: Eukaryota; Metazoa; Arthropoda; Insecta; Orthoptera; Acrididae. Gene Ontology annotation, cellular component: heterotrimeric G-protein complex.